AUGGAUGACCCCUAUCACAACAACGUGACCCAGCAGGUGACAGAAGGUGGAGAAUACACCUACACCCAGGGUGGAGAAGGUCAAGAUGGCUACCCUUACCAGGCGGACUACCCUCCACAGGACGAGGAUGCUCGUAGCGAUGCCACCGAGGGCGCAGACGAUGAUGAGCAGAUGUAUGAGGGGGAGUACCAAGGCGUCCCCCACCCUGACGAGAUCAAGGAGGCGCGGCGGGCUGCUCGGACAGAGGCCAGGAGGAAAGCCCGUCAGGCUGCCCAGCAGGAAGAGGAGGAGGACAACCUGCCAGAGCAGUAUGAGGCCAUCAUGGAGGACUGUGGCCAUGGACGCUUCCAGUGGAUGCUGUUCUUCGUGCUGGGCCUGGCACUAAUGGCUGACGGAGUGGACGGCUUUGUGGUGGGCUUCGUCCUGCCCAGUGCUGAGAAGGACAUGUGCAUAUCCAACUCUGACAAAGGCAUGCUGGGUCUGCUGGUGUAUGUGGCGAUGAUGGUGGGAGCGUUGGUGUGGGGGGGUCUGUGUGAUAAGAUGGGGAGGAGGAAGUGUCUGAUCUACGUCCUGACCAUCGACCUGGUCUUCUCCUUCCUGUCCUGCUUCGCUCAGGGCUACGGCUUCUUCCUCUUCUUCAGGUUCUGCUCCGGCUUUGGAAUUGGCGGCUCCAUCCCGAUAGUGUACACCUACUUCACUGAGUUCCUGCAGAUGGAUAAACGUGGAGAACAUCUGAGCUGGCUCUGCAUGUUCUGGAUGCUGGGAGGCCUGUACGCCUCCUUCACCGCCUGGGGAAUCAUCCCUCACUAUGGCUGGGGCUUCGCCAUCGGUACAGAGUUGCAGAUCCACAGUUGGAGAUUAUUCAUUCUGGUGUGUCUCUUCCCUGCGCUGGCAGCGCUUGUCGGAGUCAUCUUCAUGCCGGAGAGCCCUCGUUUCCUCCUGGAGAGUGCCCGACAUGAUGAGGCGUGGAUGGUCCUGCGACAAGUUCACGACACCAACUGGAAGGCAAAGGGGGAGCCGGAGAGAGUCUUCACUGCGACCAACAUUAAGACUCCACAAACUCAGGAGGACGAGUUCAUAGAGAUCCAGAGCGACACUGGAACUGCCUUCCAGCGCUGGACCGUCAGACACAUGACCAUGCUGCAACAGGUGAUGGCUAACAUCAUGUCACUUUCAGCCCCAGAGCUCAGACUGCAAGGCCUCUUCCUGGUUAUUGUUUGGUUCUGCUUGGCCUUCAGCUACCACGGGCUGGGGGUGUGGUUUCCUGAUAUGAUCAAAUACAUGCAGUACGAGGAGUACGAGUCCAAGGUCAAAGUGUUCCACCGCGAACGGGUCGAACGCUUCCACUUCAACUUCUCUCUGGUCAACCAGAUCCACCGCGAGGGAGAGUACAUCCACGACAAGUUUGCAAACAUUGAGAUUAAUUCUGUGAAGUUUGAGGAUUCUCUGUUUGAAAACUGCUACUUUGAGGAUGUCAAGUCCACCAACACCUUCUUUGAGAAUUGCACCAUCAAAAACACCGUCUUCUAUAACACAGGUAUCAUGCAACAUUAG
Messenger RNA from Cottoperca gobio, 1554 nucleotides. It is a transcript of the gene sv2ba, whose product is annotated as synaptic vesicle glycoprotein 2Ba. Gene Ontology annotation, cellular component: synaptic vesicle membrane; neuron projection. Gene Ontology annotation, biological process: chemical synaptic transmission; transmembrane transport. Gene Ontology annotation, molecular function: transmembrane transporter activity. The record is from RefSeq and is a predicted model, not a curated record. The transcript has 9 exons. Lineage: Eukaryota; Metazoa; Chordata; Actinopteri; Perciformes; Bovichtidae. The coding region runs from base 1 to 1554 and encodes 517 amino acids.